Messenger RNA from Bactrocera oleae (olive fruit fly), 6089 nucleotides. RefSeq names its product Organic anion transporting polypeptide 33Ea (gene Oatp33Ea). Gene Ontology annotation, molecular function: protein binding. Gene Ontology annotation, cellular component: plasma membrane. Gene Ontology annotation, biological process: transmembrane transport; sodium-independent organic anion transport. NCBI's taxonomy places the organism in Eukaryota, Metazoa, Arthropoda, Insecta, Diptera, Tephritidae. The record is from RefSeq and is a predicted model, not a curated record.
AAUUUCACUCGAACUCAAACAUUAAAAGUGUAAUUUCUAAUUCACAAACUACUUAGGUACGUACUUUAUAAAAUCGUACAACUGGGUUCACAUUUUUGACAAAUUUCACACUGAUUUAAUUGUCAAAACAUUUGUCUAAUUUUACAAAUUUCAUAACACAAUUCAAUAUUUAUUGCACGCAAUAUACAAAAUGCAGACUCAUUCCGUUAGAAUGCUUGUACUUUUUGUGCUUGUUACCGCGGUACAUUGUGGACCCGUUUUGAUUUGGCAUUCCAAAGUCGAAUCGAAAUCUGUGUUUCCAAGAAUAAGUCAACACGAAUUUAUUAAUGAAAUUAAAACGUUACUGGAGACGAAGAUGGUCGCUGCCUUCCUAUAUAAAAGGCUAUCCUUAAAGAGUUUCCGUUGCGAAAGCUGUUUCCCAUUUCUAAGUCAACAAACACCGGCAUUCUUCUACGCUAAUGUUGAGAGAGCUGAGAAAGCGCUUUUAACUUUAAAUGUCACAGCACAUUUAAAGGCUAGUAACGACGGAAAUUUGAAUGCUCCUUUAUCGUGUAAAGUUGGGACGUUAUAUACGAUUUCAUUGAAUGUCUUAAGCAGAUCGUCAAAUCCAUUGAGAAGUUGCGAUGAUGUCAUAAAAGCAAUAACGCAGGCCUCAGGAUGCGCAGAUGUUGCGUACAUGUUCUUGGGUACGCAAGGUGAAACAGUUGAACCAAUCGGCCACCUUCACCAACACAAUCAGCUCUCAUUUUAUUUCACGGAAUUUCAGUUGAAAACGGCAGAUGAUGUGGAAACUAUACAGUUGCAGAGUAUGAAUGUGUCCGGCAUGGAUCCCAUAUUAACAGUCGAAUUUCAAGCCAAUAAUACAAAUGCAUCGCUUACAUUCAGUGUACUACUUAGCAAUGGAUACUUUGAGAUCAAAUCAUUUAAAUACAACGAUACGCAAUAUUACGUAACUGAUCUGUAUGCACCGCAAACCUCGUCGUAUUCAUGUGGUAAAAUAUCACUCCAUAAAGAUAAGGAGACAAUUAUAUUAAGAAGAGUGCAAAUGCAAUAUGAUAAAGACAAACGUGUUGGUGAUUUCAGGUUUAAGGAUGCCUGGACAUGUGAAGCCUUCACAUCACCUGCCAUUAUAUCUGCUCUUUUUAUUACUGUCAUACUACUCACUGCUUUAUUCGUCGGUAUUGGUAUGCUGAUGAGUGUGCAGCCACCAACUAAAUACGAAUCGCCAGGCGGACGUAAUCUCUACAUACAUGUUAGAGAUUGAAGUGCUUAGAAAAGCUGUUGACUGAUUUAAUUUAGAAAUUUAAAUUUGUUUUGAUUUUUUAUAUUAAAUAAAGUUACAUUGAUACUGGAAUUUAAAAAUUGAUAAAAAAUAGUUACUCAUUUAAAAACUACUUAUAGGUUGUAAAAUAAUUUUAAUUGUAAAAGUAUAAGCUAUUUUAGCACAAUGUGUAAUUUGUGCUCAUAAAACUGUAAUUUUAUAUAGUUUGGAUGAUUGACUGAGCUAUCGUAGCCGGCCCUGGUCCCGGGGGCGGUUAUCCAGGUAGACACCUAUAUAACACCGUUGUUGCAAAGAAUUCACAAAUUUUCACAAUUAAAAAAUGUUUGCUGCGUUUUUUAAAUAUCGAUAAAAAAAAGUGGUUCGACUUUCAAAAGACAAUCUGGCACUUAGCAAACGCAACAGAAAUGUGUUUCUGCGCUGACUUAUGACAACGAAUGAAACAUGGAUGCUUUAUUACACACUUGAGUCCAAUCGACAGUUCAGUGAAUGGUUGUUGACUGAUGAAAGUCAUUCAAAGCGCCCGAAAACACAAUAAUCGGUCGGCAAAGUUUCAGAAAAAUUUUUUUUUGUUUUUUGGAUUGACAUGGAAUAAUUUUCAUCCCCUACCACGAACGUGGCAAAACUAUCAAUAACAAUAUUAUUGUGCGUUAAUGGAGCGAUUGAUUGAUGAGAUCACAGUUAUGUUGAAAACUUUACAGUCGAUAAAAUAUCGCCGCUCAUAUAAUGUAUAUACCAUAUUAAGUAGUACUACUUCUGUAUUCCAUAUAAAAAUGUGAUGAAUACUUGUAUCAGGAGAAUUUUGUUGAAAAAUUAACAAAAUUUAUGACACAUUAUUAUAUAAUAUUAUUUUUAUUGUAAAUACAUGUAUGUCCGUAUGUCUGCCACAAGCACGUACAUGUAUGUGUAAUCGCUAUCACAGCGACUUUCUCUUCCGUUCUGUCGGCACUUAUAGAGGAUUAUGACGUAGCCACAACAAGCAAGCGUUCUCCACAAAUCACUCACACACACUCAACGUACCACAUUCAAGCGCAUCAUAUUUCUCAUUAUUGUUAUCCAAAUAAUGAAGCUUGUAUACCAAUCACAACGAAAUUAUGAUUAAUAGAAUGCAGUGUGUGGCGCAGAUUUGAAUGUGGCCCAGUUGUGGCAAUCAGUUUAUUUCGGCACGCCAAGCCGAUAUCAACGGAACUUUCGCUUAAUUUAAUCGCAGCUAUUGUAAAGUGUUAUAAAUUAUUUUACAAACAUUGGUUUAGUGUGAACUAAUUAUGCAAAAUUUAAAUACAAAAAAAAUAUAUAUAUAUAUGGUGGAGAAGCGGAAUUUUUUAUAGUGUUCUUUAUAAAUUAUAUUAAUAAUUGAAGUCAAACAUAUAAUAUUCAAUAUUCUUCCGUUACAUGUGAAGGCCUUAAGUAUUGCAAUACGUAAUAAUAAUACAAGUAAUUAGUAUUGCUCAAUUGUUAAGUGUGCGCGCAUACUUGUAAAUUUCGAUUGGACUCUCCAAAUUACGAGUUAAGGCCCAAUUUGUUGAUAAGAUUAAAAAUUAACGAUAAAUACAAUAAAUAAUUGAUAAUAAACAGCAACAACAUUAUUUUUAUACUAAUCAAACUAAAUUAAAAAAGUCUUCAAUGACUUUUAGUAACUGAGCGAAGGUGGACGACAUAGAACGUGUUUGGAGAGUACGAGCAUUUUAUCGUGAAAACGCGACUGAAUUAUCAAGAAAGUUGUUAAACGAAUUUAAAGGAAUUUUCAAAACAAAAAGUGUUAUAAAGUCGUAAUUUUAUUAGCGUCACUAUUUAAUGCUGAGCGCUCGAAAUGGCGGAAGCGCAACUGCGUCAACGACCCGGUGAAUACCUAUGUGGUUUAGCCAAAUGGCAUCCCACUUGGAUGCAACGCUACGCAACAACAAAGUCAUUUAUGGUAGUCUAUGGACUGCUGGGCACCAUACAAGCCAUGUCCUACAUGUAUUUCGUCGUUACGUUAACAACAAUAGAGAAACGCUUCAAAAUUCCUAGCCAAACAACAGGUAUUAUCUUGAGCGGCAAUGAAAUAUCGCAAAUCCUGCUGUCGCUUAUACUCAGCUAUAUUGGAGGUCAACGAAAUCGCCCACGUUGGAUUGCCUGGGGCAUUGUGUUUUGCGGCCUAUCCUGUUAUAUACUAGCUUUGCCACAUUUCAUUUAUGGCGCCGGCGAUGGCGCGUUACAUCUCACCGUGGAAUAUUUGCAAGAGCAGUCGUCGUCCAGCUCAACGUUAAAUAUGACAAGUUCAUUCUCAUUGGUUAACGCGUCCAUACAAAGUUCGCAAGAAUUGUGCGGUCUAAUGAAAUCAUCACAAGAAUGCGAGUCACUGCUAUCCAUUGUACCGUUGGUCUUGAUUUUCCUCUCACAAUUCGUGCUCGGCAUUGGCAAUACUCUGUAUUAUUCGCUGGGUCAAACAUAUCUUGAUGAUAAUACGAAAGAGAGAAAUACUCCGCUGAUGUUGGCCGUGGCCAUGGCGCUUAGAAUGAUCGGACCGAUCGUGGGUUUCUUUUUGGGUUACAUUUCAUUAACUAUGUAUAUCGAUCCCUUCAAAAAGCCCUUAAUCGACAAUAAAGAUCCACGCUGGUUGGGUGCCUGGUGGUUUGGCUGGAUGAUAUUGGGCACUUUGAUGGUGCUCUUCUCUGGUCUAAUCGGACUCUUUCCUAAACAGUUGCCAAAAAAGAAGCCAGAACACUACAACUCACACUUGCCACGGAUGAUGCGUUUAGAGCAGCUUAAGAAGGAAGAUGGCAUAUCGUUGGGCAGCACGCUAUCUCUUACGGCAGCGCUGGAUGCAAACGCAGCAGCUGCGGUUGACGCAGACUUUCCAAAACUGAAAGAUUUUCCGAAGGCUCUGUUGCGUUUAUUACGCAACAAAUUGCUUAUAUAUAACAUCAUAUCGGGUGUUUUCUAUAUUUUGGGUGCUGCUGGCUAUAUGACAUUCUUGUCCAAAUAUAUGGAGGUGCAAUUUCAUAAAACCGCACAAACCGCCACUGUUAUAGUGGGACCAAUAUCAAUAAUUGGCAUGGUGAUUGGUCUCAUCGGUUCCGGCAUCGUUAUAUCGAAGAAACAUCCAUCGCCGAGCAAAGUACUCAUGUGGAAUAUUAUAGUGGGGUGUGUGUAUAUUUUGGGGCAAACGUCGUAUAUUUUUAUGUAUUGUGGUGAUUCGAUUUCUCUGCAGAAUGGUGGAAACUAUAACUUCACCACUCAAUGCAAUAAAAAUUGUAGCUGCGAUAACGUGGCGUAUUCGCCAGUCUGUCACGAGGCCAGUGACACAACAUUUUUCUCUGCGUGUCACGCGGGCUGUAAAGCGUGGAACCCCAAGGAGAAGACGUUUUCAAAUUGCUCCUGCAUUGAUGUUUUCGACCCCGUCUUUACGAGUACUGCCACCUACAUGUCUACCACACCCAGCUUUCUGAGUGACUUAAGCACUGAACAACAACCACUUUCACAAAAAAACUUACAAAUUAUCAGCGGUAUAUCUACAACUGGCACGCCGGUACCAAUACCCACUACGAUCCUUAAUAAUGACGAUGUCACCGUACCAACAACAGCAAGCAUAUGGACAACAACACCAGAACUAACAACAACUGCUAAUGAAGUUCUCGCACGCGCCAGCCGUACUGUGAGCACACUCUCCGAUAUACUCACACCAGGCGUGUGCUUGAAGGGCUGUUCUGUGGCCUUUUACAGUUUCACUAUUGCCUCGAUGAUUGUUAAUUGGUUCGGCUCUUCUGGACGAAUUGGCAACUUGUUAGUGAACUUUCGCGCCGUUGCAACAAAAGAUAAAUCCUUCGCACAAGGUCUUUCCCUAAUGAUGAUUAGUUUGUUAGCACUUAUACCGGGUCCCAUUAUAUUUGGACGUAUAAUAGAUUCAACUUGCCUUGUGUGGACGGAGACUUGUCAUGGCAGAGGCAAUUGCCAGUUGUAUGAUCAGACGAAAUUCCGUUACUACGUAAAUAUAUUAGCGUUGUCGCUUACGUCGAUCGGUGUGAUCUUCGACAUUUUAGUCUGGUAUCAUGGCAGACACCUUGAUUUAUAUGGAGAAAAAGAGGCGCAAAAGCUCGAAGAAAUGCGUCGGAGAGAUAAACCAAUCACACCGCUUUUAGCACAUGGCUCAUAAUAUUAUUUAAUGUGUACCGAGUGUAACGUUAUUCCUUGUAUAUGUAUGUAUAUUUGAAUCAUAUCGCCUUGCAGAUGUAUGUAUGUAUGAUGUUGCAUAGGUAUUUGAAAAGUACUCAAAAAAUUGUAUUCACCUGACGUUUAUACAUAUAUGUUUGUGUAUAUGAGAAUAUUUGUACAUAUAUAUGUAGGUAAUUGAAGAAUACACGUGUAGAAAGUAUACAAGUAUAUUCUAAUUUAUUUUCCUCAGUGUGUAAAAAUAUACCUCUAUUAUAGGUAUAAUUGAAAAAUAUGAACAAUAAUUAUAAAUAUGAAUUUUAAUUUUUAGAAGUUUAAGUUGACAAUAAACGUUGUUUAAAAAGUGUAAUUAAUAUAGAUAAAUAUAUAUAAAAAACGCAAAUAUAAUUAUAAAUAUGCUCUCAGCGAUAUAACUUUAUUUACAGAAAUAUUUUUGUAGAAGAUUUUAUAAAAUUUUAAGCGUUAAUGUACAUAGUUUGAGAGUAUUUUGUUAAUGAAUUGAAUAUAUGUAUAUGUAUGUACAUUCGUCGGAUUAAAACAUAAUAGAACGUACAUACAUGUUGAAAAAAAUUUGAAUGUGAAAUUCAGUAAUCAGUUGUAAUUGCAAAUAAAGUUAGUAUUUGUAUGCAAACAAGCCUUAUUUCUUCGGAAAAAGUAA